Messenger RNA from Heterostelium album PN500, 1296 nucleotides. RefSeq names its product pyridoxal phosphate-dependent aminotransferase (gene ccbl). Bases 1 to 1296 code for a protein of 431 amino acids. Gene Ontology annotation, biological process: biosynthetic process. Lineage: Eukaryota; Evosea; Eumycetozoa; Acytosteliales; Acytosteliaceae. The transcript has 2 exons. Gene Ontology annotation, molecular function: L-kynurenine:2-oxoglutarate transaminase activity; pyridoxal phosphate binding. The record is from RefSeq and is a predicted model, not a curated record. Gene Ontology annotation, cellular component: cytoplasm; mitochondrion.
AUGUCGAAUUACAUCUUUAAACCUAGUGCUCAAACUGCCUCUUUUGGACCAACAGUAUGGGUUGAGUUCUCACCACUCGCUGCAAAAUAUAAAGCUAUCAAUUUGGGACAAGGAUUCCCAGAUUUCGAACCACCUUCGUUUGUGAGCGAAGCAUCGAUCAAGACAACUGAAUCCGGUGGGUUCAAUCAGUACGCGCGAUCCGCUGGACAUCUGAGACUGGUCAAUGCAAUCUCCACUGUAUAUUCACCGUUGUUUGGACGCACUCUCGAUCCGAUGACUGAGAUCAUGGUGAGUGUCGGUGCCUCCGAGGGUCUGUUCGUUGCCAUCCAAACGAUUGUCAACAAGGGCGACGAAGUCAUCUUGAUCGAGCCAUUCUUUGAUAUCUACACUGGUGCCGUGACAAUGGCAGGUGGUCAAGCAAAGUGCAUAUCACUGCGCGAAUACAAAGAGGAUCGCAAACCUGGCGAACAACGAUCUUCACGUCACUGGAAGUUGGAUUGGAGCGAGUUGGAAUCGGCUAUCACCGACAAGACAAGACUUAUCAUUCUCAACAACCCACACAAUCCAACUGGAAAGGUUUGGUCGCGUGAAGAACUGCUGAAGUUCUCAGAGAUCGUUCAGAAACACCCGCAUCUCACAGUGAUCAGCGAUGAGGUGUACGAGUGGAUGACCUACGACGACGCAGUACACACUCGUAUCGCCACUCUACCAGGAAUGUACGAGCGAACCAUCACAAUUGGCAGCUCCGGAAAGACCUUCAGUAUCACCGGGUGGAAGGUAGGUUGGAUCAUUGGACCACGCGCUAUUGUCUCUGCCAUCUCGAUGAGUCACCAGUACGUACCGUUCAGUGUGUCCACUCCACACCAGGAAGCGGUUGCAAUCGCUCUCGAGCAGGUCGAACAACGUAACUACUUCCACGAGCUGAGGACAAUGUACCAGGCGAAGCGUGACAAGCUGGUCGGUGGAUUGCGUGCAGCCGGCUUGGAUCCGGUCGUACCGGAAGGCACCUACUUUGUUAUGGGUGACACCAGCAACAUCAAGCUGAGUGGUGAUCAAGGACAGAACACCUCACUCACAGGAAUGGGACUAAACUUGCGUGACUGGAAUGUUUGUCGUUGGCUAACAACCGACAUUGGUGUAGCAUCGAUUCCACCCAGUGCUUUCUACAGUGAAGAGCAUGCCAAAGAAGGUUUCAACUAUGCUCGUUUCUGUUUUUGUAAAAAAGAUGAAGUAUUAGAUAGAGCUAAUCAAUCUCUAUUGAAACUUAAAGAUCACAACAAUAACAAUCAAAAAUAA